CGCUCGGAAUUCCUCCGCGGUAAUCGGACCAGCUGCCCCGCAUACGUCACUUGUGUGCGGUACGGACCCCUGGAUCCUGAUUGGCUAGCAUCCUCAGCUUCAAAAAACCUUAAUUGUUGCGUCUUGUUGUUUUUGGAGAAACGAUUAAAAUAACGAAGCCGAUAACCGGAGAUGGAGACCCCAAUUAUGGAAACAGAAGGCUCUAUUUUUGCGUGACGUUUGACACAGCUUGGUGGCGAUUGCCAGACUGCCUCAAAAGCAAUUCACGGGCAAGAUACGGUGCAAUUGGAGAAAAUUGUUUGCUAGGAAACGUGCAUUUCAAAGACCUGGCGGAGUAGAAAAGACCGCACCGGCCCACUUGGGCAGGGUCCUAGAUCACCUCCAAAUAUCCUGGAGCGAAUGAGCUCAACGGAACAAUGCACUACAUUCGUUUCCUCAAGCCUCCGCAGAUAACCCGGGAUGCCAAAGUACCUGACCACCACAUACUUUAUGCCAAGAUAACCGUCGUCAACGACUUGGGAGAAAGCUUCUUAUGGUGCGAUAUACCCAUCGAGGCUACCAUUCGGGACAGCAAUGGCGUGACCGUCGCCACGCAAAGCCUUGUGUGGAAGUGCGAGAAGAGACAGCUGGAAGUGAGGCUAGCAUUGAGCGAAAAGAAGGCAAGAAAGGAAAAAUAUAAGCCACCUUAUCAACUCAGCGUGUGGCCUUCCACAGGAGACUUCACGCCUUAUAACUUGGCAAAGGUGCUCAGCAUAAACAGAGGGCAGACUAAUCGACCAGCGGAUGGCGCCGUUUUACGCGGGUUGAGCGCCACCUUCAAGGCCACGGCGGAAUCCAUUCGUCCUGUAAUUUACAGGCACUUCAAAUUGAAUGGCGGGGUCACUAUGAGUAUUGACGAGGAUACAGGGGAAAGUAUUGCGAGGCAUAUAUGGGACGCUGGUGUCAUCCUCUCAGCCCUCCUCGAGGAGCUAAGCCUGCCUUCCAGCACCCCCCCACCGGGUCUCCGAUUACUGGGCGACCUGAUCAAAACCGUACCACAACCCUCUGUCCUUGAACUGGGUACUGGUUGCGGAAUCGUCGCCAUCACAUUUGCACUCUCCGUCCCAGAUUCUCGCAUAAUUGCCACCGAUCUGGAGGAAGCCGCCGAAGUCGCAUCUGAUAAUCUCGAGCAAGCCACCAACACGUCUUACAUGAACCUCGAUUGGUCAGAGCCACUACCACUGAGAGUUGCGCAUGAGAACUUUGACUUGAUCCUGGUGGCGGACUGCACAUACAACCCAGACGUGGUCCCCUAUCUCGUCUCAACGCUAGCCAAGUUGAUCAAGAAAUCACCAUCGGUGUUGAUAUGCCUGGCCAUGAAAGUGCGCCAUGCCAGCGAGGCGGUAUUCUUCGACCUCAUGAAGGAGCACGGCAUUGUGCAGGUUGGUAAACACAGUGAGAGGGUGGGGAACUUGGGCGACGAAGACGAAUCCGUCGAUAUUUAUUUGUUUAAGGGUGCAGAGGCGGCGAAGGUCUUAAAACGCGUGUCUGGUUUGGUUUAAGAAAAGACGUCAUUUGUUUUGAUGUUGUUGGUUUGGUUUUCGCGGAGAUGAGACAUACGCGUGUGUUAGACGGAUACCCUUUCUAUUGAUUGAUAGACUCGGAUCAGAUGAUGAUGCAUGAUACCUAAGAAAUUA
This is a messenger RNA of Pseudogymnoascus verrucosus, 1676 nucleotides long. RefSeq lists its product as uncharacterized. Lineage: Eukaryota; Fungi; Ascomycota; Leotiomycetes; Thelebolales; Thelebolaceae. The record is from RefSeq and is a predicted model, not a curated record. Bases 417 to 1541 code for a protein of 374 amino acids. The transcript is spliced from 2 exons.